AUGGAUGAUAUCACCCUUAAUGCUUGGGAUUACAUAAAGAGCACCUUUCAAUCUGUUAGUCAUGAGGAGGAUCAGAUUAUCUUCAAGCCAGCUGACAAGCAUUCUUUCUCUAUAAAUGCUACCUGGAAGGCUUUAAAUCCAGUCCUGCCUACUGUAAGUUGGUAUUCUCUUAUCUGGAGUCAGCCUAACAUCCCAAGAAAUAGUUUCAUAACCUGGUUAGCUAUUAAAAAUGGCUUGAUUACUAAGGAUAAGCUUUUUAGAUGGGGUGUCUCCCCUAAUUCUGCCUGUGCUUUCUGUAACAAUGCUAUGGAAACAGUCAGUCACUUGUUUUUUGCUUGCUCUUUCUCUAAAGAUGUGUGGAAUUCUGUCCUUAAUGCUUGCAGUAUUAAUAGAUCUGCUCUGGAUUGGAAUAGAGAAGAAAGAAAUAGAGUGGUGUUCAAAAAUGCAAGCCCGAAAGUUGAAGACGUUAUUAACAGAAUUAAAUAUGCAGUUUGUGGUAGACUUAGUAUAGCUGCAGAUUCAAGUGUAAUAGCUAGAUGGUUGUAG
Messenger RNA from Mercurialis annua (annual mercury), 546 nucleotides. RefSeq lists its product as uncharacterized. Lineage: Eukaryota; Viridiplantae; Streptophyta; Magnoliopsida; Malpighiales; Euphorbiaceae. The coding region runs from base 1 to 546 and encodes 181 amino acids. The transcript has 2 exons. The record is from RefSeq and is a predicted model, not a curated record.